AAGCAUCCCUGUCUGCGUGACCCAGGGUCUGAGAAAGGAUGGUACUCUUGGUUUCACAGCCUGACAUUUAAGCUUGGAAACUAUCGGCAAAAGUUAAGUGCAGCAGGAUGCCCUGAAGUUAUUAUAAAUAAAAGAAAAAACAGGAGGUUCAAAGGGAAAAUCUGUCAAGAAGUCAAAGAAGGGUGAGGUAAACUACUGUCCUGAUCCACCUGAAGGACAGAAUCCUGAAAGAAUGGAAGAGAAGCGCAAGAUAAUGGAGACUGAAAUGCAGAAGAAAGACCCUGACCACCAGCUGCUAGAGGAUCUGAUGGUUGCUACAUUUUACAAGCGUAGAAAAGAGAUCAUUGGAGAUGAACCACACAUCACAGAGCUAAUUUCCCGAUGGCCAGCUCUGUUUCAAGAGAAACAGAUUAGGGCAGAAUUUAAGAGGAUCGUUACCGCAGACCUUCUGGUAUCCUUUCUUGACGGACUUGAUGGCCUGGUCCCAAGACUCCUGGAGAUGUACAAAACGGCAACAAAGUCUGGGAAGAAGCAGUCACUCAAAGACAUUCUGGACUGCCUUGAGAAAGAUGACACAAACGAGAGGAGAAGGGCUGCUGCUCUGCUUGGUCUGCCACACUACAUAUCAGGAGAAGAUCCAUCAGAUGUCAUCAGGAUGUGUGAUGCUCAUGUUGAGACUCUGGAUGAAGCCAUGAAAGGGAUGCAGCUUGGCCUUCUGAUAGGCUGUGAAGGUGGGAAACAGGGUGCCAUUCCACAUGAGGUCUUCGAUGUGGCAGUUGUGGUGGAGGAGACCAUCGUGCUUCACAACGUUAAGGAUGUGGCACAGAGCUUUGCCAUGCUUAUGGGUGUCAUCUACUGUGUCAAUCUCAAGUAUCCAGAUGCCAUGAAGUACUCCUUUGAGUUUAUUCAGAGAGUGGUGAUGAAGAUAAAACCAGACCAGGCCUCGGCUCGAGUACACGGCUUGAGAAACAGAAUCCUGAGGUAUAAACUAUAAAGACCUGUGAGAAUGUUGUUCACUGUUCUUUUUUUCAUGCACAAUAACUUUCAGUAUUGUGCUGCUGAACUAUUGUUCUGUGAUGAAACGUCACACCCAGGAUUUUCAGUUUAAGAUUGGUGUAAAGAUCUUCUUCCACUUCAUUGUAUUUGAAUGAUUUAUGAAAAAUGAUGGUCUUUACUGGUCAAAGACUAUAGUGAUGUUAAAUUGCAGGGAAAUUUAAGGUGGGACAGAAGGUUUGAAAGUUCAGACAAUAACUAGCCUCAGAAAAUGUUCUUUGCAGUUGAGUGGGGUAUGAAAAUUGAAAAUUUGUGAAUUUUCUUUCCCAGUCAAAAUUCUGUAAAAUAGGACACUUUGUUGUUGUUUUUUUGUUUUUUUUACUUAAAUUCCGGAUUUUAAGCAGAUGCUACCCAUAUUCACUUUGUAAGGCCAGUUUAGAAGUCAUGGUCUCAACAUCUAUUUGCUUUAGGCAGACUUGUUUUAUCUUGCGUCACUGAGUUUACGCAGCUUCAUACGCCUCUGUUUAAAGAGCUGUUUGUGGUUAGACUCUCUUAUCUAAUGAGCUUUGUUACCACAAUUUGUGAAAAUAAAUGUUUAAAAACAUUAGAGUUCUAAGUGCAUUCAGUGUUGUCUUUCAGGAAAUUGGUGAACUUGCCAUUAUUAAUUAACAUAAGGGAUAAU
Fundulus heteroclitus (mummichog) is the source of this 1675-nucleotide messenger RNA. RefSeq lists its product as uncharacterized. Lineage: Eukaryota; Metazoa; Chordata; Actinopteri; Cyprinodontiformes; Fundulidae. The record is from RefSeq and is a predicted model, not a curated record. The transcript is spliced from 4 exons. The coding region runs from base 233 to 994 and encodes 253 amino acids.